Xiphophorus couchianus (Monterrey platyfish) is the source of this 2125-nucleotide messenger RNA. It is a transcript of the gene sprn2, whose product is annotated as shadow of prion protein 2. Lineage: Eukaryota; Metazoa; Chordata; Actinopteri; Cyprinodontiformes; Poeciliidae. The transcript has 2 exons. The coding region runs from base 655 to 1191 and encodes 178 amino acids. The record is from RefSeq and is a predicted model, not a curated record.
UCAAUAAUAAACUAUAUGUUGAAUAUUUUAGUCAUUUUGAGGGCAGUGGAUCAUUGAAAUCGUUAUAGAUCCAAAACAUAAAAAGGGUUUUGUGGAAACAGUAAAAAUUUACAAACCUUUUGAGGAUUCCACUGGUUUUUAUUUUCUUGUCUAUUCUCAGAGACAAGAACAGGAUUUGAAAAUGCUUGCUAUGAUUAGCCAGGUUUUAUAAAUUAAUCCAGGUCUGCUUUUGAGAGAAAGUUGAAGAAAUCAUUAAGAGGUCCAAUAGAUUUUUACACCAGAGUACAUUAUCAUUGCGUCAUUAUCAGAAAAGAUAGAAACCAAGUCAGAGUGGAAGCUUCAGGAGAGCUGAGUCUCAUUCCAGUUUCUUCUCUAAGAGGUUUAUUAAAUUAGACCGAAUUAGAAACAAACUUUGCCUCAGUUGCUCUCGCAGGUAUUUAAGAGCGACGUCGUCGUUCCAGCAGCUUACCGCUCGCCAAUGAGCAUCAGCGGUACCGGUCCACCUGACGGAGAUUGUUAGGAGGAUAACAGGCUGGCUGUGAUUCAUACUUUCCUUCAGACGGUCAGAGGAGCAUCAGUCGGGCGAAAGUCUCCAGAAACAAAGAGCGACGUCUAAACCGAGAUUUUACCACAACUAACAGCUGACAGACCAAGAUGAACCCGCAGAAGCUCCCCGUCACCAUGUCCCUCUGUCUGCUGCUGCUUUGCACCCUGCUGCCCAGCUCUGAGGCGCGUCGCGGUCGCGGAGGCGGUGGAUUCGGUCGGGGCGUAGGAGGAGGAAUCGGUGGCGGCGGCUACAGCCGUGGAUGGGGCGGUCAGUCCUACAGACCCGCACCUGUCCAAGUCCAGAGAAGUGGUCCGAGUGCGGGCAAAAUAGCUGGAGCGGCAGCUGCAGGGGCAAUAGGAGGAGCGAUGGUUGGGUCAGCCCUGAGCCGACCCGGGUACGGGUACGGGGGGUACGGAGGUUAUGGGGGAUAUGGCGGUUAUGGUGGCUACGGGGGUUAUGGACCAGGGUAUGGCUCCCCUCAGUUCGGAGGCGGCUACCGUCCAAGGCCCGGCUAUGAACCUGAGGGUUCUGGAGACAUGGAGUACUACGCUGCAGCGUCCAGUGGGCCCAUCUACAACAGCAUAGUGGUUGUGAUUGGCUUUAUAACCUCCCUGAUGCUGGGAAACUGGGUGGGUGUCAUGUAGACCUGGAGGCCGAGCUGAGAUCCAAAACAAAAGUAAAUCAACAAAUUCAUCCUGAGAAUAAAGAGGAACGUCUUAAAAUUUCAUCUCCAGCCCUUGAAGAUUGUCAUCAGCGUUCCUGAUUCAUCCAAAAGGAGGAAGUCCCAACAUGACGUCAUCCAUCAGAAUGAGAGAAACAUCCUCUUCAGCAUCUCUGAACCCAUUUUAUUUAUGAACCGUUGCCACUGCAUCCCACUUUAGCUGGGUUCCCAUUGACCAUAUAACGGUUUUGACAUUUUGAAAAUAAAUUAACUUAAAGGAAACACACCAAUUUAAGUUUCAGCUCUAAGAUGAAGUGGGUAACUUUGGCCAUAUCAAAAUUGGUUUAUUUGAACAAAACUGCAGCGGAAACUUUAUUCGCAUCACUCGUGAUGCGAAAAAACAACCGGAUAUUGUGACUGGCAAAACCAUUAAGAAGACAACAGGAAGGAGUUAAAUGAUAAUGGCGCAGCUGUUUUUUUAAUGAUUUAUGGACAAACUUAUUCACAUGUGAUUUAAAUUGUUUCUUAUUUAAUGGAAACAUCUCAAUUGUGAAAUUGUGUUUUUCAACAUUAGUGAAAUAUUGACACAGAUUUGUGCUCAGGCUCAACCUACCUCACGACUUCAUCAUAGGAGAGCAUUUCAAAGCAGCUACACUCCUUAUAUCACUGGUUAAUGUACGUCUUAAAUUAUUUAUAGUAAUGAUUCAGUUGAUUCAUCUGCAUACAGUUCAUAUUUUGAGUAUUUGGCUCAUAUUAAGAGUGUUUUACUCAGUUAAAGUACUAAUAAAUAAUUUAAGGGCUCAUUCUCAUUCAUCUUGAAUGUUAGUGUCCUACUUUUGCAGAUUUAUUUGUAUAUAUAUUUAUUUAUAAAUGUCUACAUGUAUUUUCUUGUUUCGCUGUGUAACAUUAAUAAAAAA